Molecule: messenger RNA, 1748 nt
Organism: Pteronotus mesoamericanus
Lineage: Eukaryota; Metazoa; Chordata; Mammalia; Chiroptera; Mormoopidae
Gene: EIF2B1
Product: eukaryotic translation initiation factor 2B subunit alpha
Exons: 9
Coding region: 115-1032 (305 amino acids)
Biological process (GO): translational initiation
Cellular component (GO): eukaryotic translation initiation factor 2B complex
Molecular function (GO): guanyl-nucleotide exchange factor activity; translation initiation factor activity
Source: RefSeq, a predicted model, not a curated record
GGACCGCGCGGCGCGCUGUCAGUCCCUGCGGCUCGGAGCCGGCGCGGUCGCGGGACUCUUCCGGACAGCACGGGUGGCUCGGGGCCCCUCGGGUUCCGCGGUGCGGAGGGCACCAUGGACGACAGGGAGUUAAUUGAAUACUUUAAGUCUCAGAUGAAAGAAAAUCCUGACAUGGCCUCAGCCGUGGCUGCCAUACGGACGUUGCUGGAGUUCCUGAAUCGAGAUAAAGGGGAGACGAUCCAGGGCCUGAGGGCGAAUCUCACCAGAGCCAUAGAGACCCUGUGUGGCGUGGACUCUUCCGUGGCCGUGUCCUCGGGCGGGGAGCUCUUCCUGCGCUUCAUCAGCCUCACCUCCCUGGAGCACUCUGAUUUCUCCAAAUGUAAAAAGAUCAUGAUUGAGCGGGGAGAGCUGUUUCUCAGUAGAAUAUCGCUGUCAAGAAAUAAAAUCGCAGACCUGUGCCAUACUUUCAUCAAAGAUGGGGCGAGAAUACUCACGCACGCCUACUCCAGAGUGGUCCUCAGGGUCCUGGAAGCGGCUGUGGCGGCCAAGAAGCGCUUCAGCGUGUACGUCACAGAGUCCCAGCCUGACUUAUCCGGGCAAAAAAUGGCCAAAGCCCUCUGCCAGCUCAAUGUUCCUGUCACGGUGGUCCUGGACGCUGCCGUUGGCUACAUCCUGGAGAAAGUGGAUCUCGUCAUAGUCGGGACCGAAGGAGUGGUCGAAAAUGGCGGGAUUAUUAACAAGAUUGGAACCAACCAGAUGGCCGUGUGCGCCAAAGCACAGAACAAGCCGUUUUACGUGGUUGCAGAAAGUUUCAAGUUUGUGCGGCUCUUCCCACUAAACCAGCGAGAUGUCCCAGAUAAGUUUAAGUACAAGGCAGCGACUCUGCAGUCUGCGCGGACCGGGCAGGAUCUCAGAGAGGAGCACCCAUGGGUCGACUACACGCCCCCCUCCUUGAUAACCCUGCUGUUCACAGACCUGGGGGUGCUGACGCCCUCCGCAGUCAGCGACGAGCUCAUCAAGCUGUACCUGUGAGCUGGGGCCCUCGUCUGCCCCCGCAGCCGUGCAGCCGGGCGGGGAGGAGCCUCCUGGCCCCUCAGCAAGCCCGGCGAGAGGAAUUUUAUUUUUAAAGAGGAUUUAUGGACUAAGGACUUAAACUCUUCAGUCUCAUUUAAACAUGUUCUUGGUUCCCUUAAAACUCAACCUAAAUUGUACUGACAGUUUGCAGAUACUUGCAUUCAUUUCCUGUUCCUAAAAAUACACCUUAGACUAUUGGCCACUUAACUGACGAAAGAUGAGCCCGGGUCCCCUCCCUGCACCUUCCUCUGCGCUACAGUCUCUCUUGCCAAAAGCAGCCACUGAGGAGGUGCAGCCUAACCCCACAGGCGCCCCCGCUGCAGCCGGGCGCCCCUCCGGGAACCAAGGGCUGCCCAGGCCACAGACACGUGGUACCUGGUGCCUCGCAAGAAGGCAGGGCACAUCCGCCCAGUGGGCACCGGGGUCCCACGGGGAACCCCAGCCAGGGCUGCUGGCCCCGCACAGGGUGGAGCCCAGCGGAGUGGAGCCUGCCCAGAGGGCCCGCGCCAGGAGGACACCGCAUCGGCAGGGUCUCCAUGGCCCACCAUGUAUGAGUGCGCCUUCCGGAACACUUGUCACCUUAAAUUCUGUAUGUGUGAAAGAUGUGAAUCUUAACAGGUUGGGGACCUGACCUACUUGUAAAAAUUGUAUUUGAGAACUGAGCAUCUUUUCAA